GAGAUAAGAUAGAAGACUCUUUUCAUAAGUUUCAUUUCAUAUUCAACUAGUCACUCGCGCCCAUAUUAAAAAUGUUAAAAACUUACCUUAAGUCCAUUUUUCUGUGCGAUUAUCAAACUCUCUCUCUCUCUCUCAAAUUAUUGCUUCUUUUGAUCGGCUAUGAUGGUUUAUGCUGCUCUUGCUUCCCUUAAAAAAACUAUUGAAAAGAUCACCAUGAAUCCAGAUCAGUAUUCCAGUGCUCUUCAUCAAUUUAAUCAAAUUAGAUUCAUCGAUGAACUAUUUCUUCUGCUGGAGUUCACUGACUUUCCUCAGAGAGAAGCCAGAAUCAGGGAUACAGCAAUUGAAGUGCAACAUAUUCUCGAGCUUCUCAUUUCGAAUCAGAGCCGAUCGCGGCGAUUCGGAUUGAACAAGUAUAACCGCUUUCUCCCCAAAUUCUGGUGCAGUGCUAGGUUUCAGCACCAGAUUGAGAGAAUAAGAGAAUUAAUUGAUGCAAUCGCAAGGGAGAUGAUAGAGUUGGAGAUGGAUAGUGAAGAUCAAUUGCAGCUCAGUGACUCUCCUGCGGCAAUUGAAGACGAGUUGCAGCUCGGUGAUUCUCUUGCAGCAAACUGUUCUGCAUGGAUGGAAAUGUUGAUUAAUAGCCUCGAAAUCGAAGAUGAAAUGCAACUCAGUGAUUCUCCUGAUGCUAACUCGUCGUCUUUGAUGGCAGUCGCUAGCAGGAGCAGUGAUGUGGUUGGAUUGGAAGAUGAUUCGCUAGCAGUAAAGACUCGGCUUUGUGGAGAAUCCCCAAAACUACAAGUCAUUCCAAUAGUUGGAAUGGGAGGUAUUGGCAAAACUACCCUCUGUAAAACUGUUUACAACGAUCAACUCACAAUCGAAUAUUUUGAUGUUCGUGUUUGGAUCACUGUGUCACAAGAUUAUUCUACACAAAAAAUUGUUGCAAUGCUCAUGGAUUCCUUGAAAGAUUUUGUCAUAGAGAAAUCUGGACAGAGGAGUGAAGAAACUGUGUACAAGAGUUUAAAGGGUAGAAGAUAUCUUAUUGUAAUGGAUGAUAUGUGGAGCACGGAGCCUUGGGAUGAUGUGAGAGAUCUGUUUCCUGACGAUCAUAAUGGAAGUCGGAUCAUGUUAACCACAAGGCUGUCGGGAGUGGCUACUUAUGUUGCUAGAGGUAGCCCUCUUCACAAGAUGCGCUUCAUGGAUAUUGAACAGAGUUGGGAAUUGCUUAUGCAGAGGGUGUUUGGCGACAAAGAAUGCUCUCCUGAAUUGGAAGACAUUGGAUGGGAGAUUGCAGAAAGUUGUAGUGGAUUGCCACUUGCAGUUUCUGUGGUUGGUGGACUCUUAUCCAUGGUUGAAAGGAAUCCAGUUUCAUGGUCGGAAAUCGCAGAUAAUGUAGGUUCGAUUGUUGUCAAUGAAGAUGGCCCUAUUGAUGAGAUACUAUCUUUGAGCUAUGCUCACUUGCCUCAUCACUUGAGGGAUUGUUUCUUGUAUAUGGGAGGUUUUCCGGAAGAUUAUGAUAUCCGUGUCACAGAAUUGGUCAGAUUGUGGGUAGCUGAGGGCUUUAUGAGAGGCUUAGAUGGAUCUAAAAGCUUGGAAGAUGAGGCUGAAGAGUGUUUGGAGGAUAUUGUCAGUAGAAGCCUUGUUCUGGUUAUGAAGAGAAGGUAUAACGGCAGAAUCAAACGAUGUAGUCUCCAUGAUCUAGUCCGGGAUUUGUGCAUAAGAAAAGCCAACGAGAACAGCUUUUUCCUAAGACAUCAUCCUACACAUACUAAUACUAUGUGCAGUUUAAGGAUUCCUGCUGAGAUAUCAAAGCUUCAGGUUCUUGAAAGUUUAUUUAUCGAUGCAAAGACUCUUCAAACUUUAAUUAUCGAUGAAAAGGAUCGGUGGAAUCUCAUAGGGAGGCCUAAUAUCAGCACUUUGCCGCAGGAAAUCUGGAUGAUGCCGCAGUUAAGACAUCUCAUCAGCUAUGGUAGGUUUCCUUAUCCAAAAGAACCAACUUGUACUCUCAAAAACUUGCAAACACUCUCCUUAGUGUUGCAUGAUGUGUGUGCUGUGGAGAUGUUGGAAAAGUUUCCAAACAUCAAGAAGUUAGGAAUUGAUUGUUCUUAUUAUGAUUAUGGCACUCACCUCAAUAAUUUGGAAAGCUUGCAUCAACUUCGAACUUUGGAACUUAGAUAUGCGGAUUGGCGAAGAGAUAGUAUUUGUUUUCCUAAGACAUUGAGAAAGUUGAUCUUGUGUAACAUGUCGCUUCCAUGGAGUGAAAUGAGUGUCGUUGGUUCAUUGCCAAAUCUUGAGAUGCUUAAGUUGAGGGAGUUUGCUUGCAUAGGCAGUACAUGGGAGACAUCAGAAGGAGAAUUUCCUCAGCUGCAAUACCUUCUUAUUCACACUUCAAAGCUGCAGUAUUGGAUAACUGAAGAGUUCCACUUUCCCAGGCUGAAAUACUUGCUGCUUCGUCAGUGUUGGUAUUUGAAUGAGAUUCCAGAAGGUAUCGGUCGAAUUGCAGGGCUCGAACUGAUUGAUGUUAUAUGCUCCAACUUACCCGAGUCUCUUGUAGAGUCGGCCAAAAGGAUACAAGAGGAACAACACAGUUUAGGCAAUGAUGCCCUUCGAGUUUUACCCAAAAUGAUGUGAGACUACAUUUAUCUUCUUUCACCUGCUUAUCACAUUUGUAGUGUAAUUGUUGUCUUACUCUGUGUAAAUGUAUUUUCCUUUCCUAUUGAAGUUGAUGGAAGAAUGUUUUGUAA
Molecule: messenger RNA, 2738 nt
Organism: Salvia splendens (bonfire salvia)
Lineage: Eukaryota; Viridiplantae; Streptophyta; Magnoliopsida; Lamiales; Lamiaceae
Product: putative late blight resistance protein homolog R1B-14
Exons: 1
Coding region: 160-2625 (821 amino acids)
Biological process (GO): defense response to other organism
Molecular function (GO): ADP binding
Source: RefSeq, a predicted model, not a curated record